CGGCGGGAGAACGCAAUCAUUUACUCAGAUUAGGGAAGAGGAAACGGUCUGCAUUCAGCGAGUGGUACACACACACAGAAAAAAACCUAUAAAAAUGGUGAGGACCAAGGCUGACAGCGCUCCUGCCACUUACAGAAAAGCUGUUGCUGCAACAGCACCCAGAAAGUCCCUUGGGGCCUCCAGCUCUGCAAACACACCUGCCAGCUCGUCUGCAGGCACACCUUCCAAAAAUAAAUAUGCAGGUGGCAACUCUGUGUGCCCCCGGCCAACCCCGACCUGGCAGAAGGGGAUUGGUGAUUUCUUUGGCGGUCCCAGCAGCCGUCCAGAGAAGGAAAAGGAGAACCUGUUCCCCUCGGACGAUGAGGAGGCAGGGGGCAGCGGGGUGGGGAAGGCACCCAGGAAAGCCCGGCCUUUGCCUGAUGAAGACGAUGGUGCAGAAACUGAGGCUUGAGCUUUGAUUCCUCCAGAAAAACUUUCUUUUAAAUAAAGCCAUGCUGGAUACUUGAAAGGGCUACGAUUUUACUAUGUACAUCCAUGUAUAUAUAUUUGUUGUGUAGUAUGUUUGUCUGUUGUACAGAACAUGAAUAAAAGUUAUAAAUUCACACUUGAA
Messenger RNA from Acipenser ruthenus (sterlet), 610 nucleotides. Its product is annotated as PCNA-associated factor-like. The record is from RefSeq and is a predicted model, not a curated record. Bases 95 to 451 code for a protein of 118 amino acids. The transcript has 4 exons. NCBI's taxonomy places the organism in Eukaryota, Metazoa, Chordata, Actinopteri, Acipenseriformes, Acipenseridae. Gene Ontology annotation, biological process: regulation of cell cycle; translesion synthesis. Gene Ontology annotation, molecular function: chromatin binding. Gene Ontology annotation, cellular component: nucleus.